AUGUCUAGUCCAAAUGCUCCUCCUUCUUAUGCUCCGACUUCUACCACUUCAUACGCACCAUCAAAUAACAACAUUGAUUAUCAUAAAGAGAUAUCUAGAUCAUCCUUGGCUAAAUCACCAUUACAAAAGAAUGUUUAUGACACAUUGGCGGAAAUGUUUUCAAUAAUAAUGGCACUAGAGAUGGUGGAAAAUUCCUUUGUUAAAGACUAUAUUACAGAUAGAGAGAAGUACAAAUCGACUACGUCAAGGCUAAUCAAUCAAUAUAGAAUGCUCUUAAAGGGAUUUCAAGACGAUGAAGCAAAGAAAAGGAUCUUGAAGACAACUUUCAAAAAGGAGUUGAAUGAAGAACUUUCCAACUUACCAGAACGCUUGUCAGAACAAUUCAACUUGACUGCACCAACGGCAAUUAAGAGACUUCAGGCGGGUCCUGAUUCCAACGAUUUGUUACGGUAUGCCGUAGAAGGCUCUUAUCACCCCUCAACAUCAUCUUUGGCUAGUCAUGGAAAGACUUCUAAGUCUGCAAGAUUGAUUGCAGAAACAACCGGCAAUUUUAUAACAUGUAUGGAUGCAUUGAAGCUAAAUUAUAAUACCAAAGAACAGUUACACCCCUUACUAAGUGAACUAGUAUUGAGCUUAAACGAACUUGUCUCUUCUGAAGAAGAGCUGUCAUUUGAAGAACCAAAGACUUUAGACUUUGAAGGAAAAUCCAAAUUAGUUAACUGGCUAAUUAAGUUGAACAAUUUGAAAGACGAAACGUUGUCAAGAGAAGAAACAGAUACUUUUUUAAAUGACUUGGAUAUUGCUUACAAAGGAUUCUACAGUUCAUUAGAGUGA
Messenger RNA from Priceomyces carsonii, 834 nucleotides. RefSeq names its product ESCRT-I subunit protein (gene VPS28). The coding region runs from base 1 to 834 and encodes 277 amino acids. Gene Ontology annotation, biological process: protein transport to vacuole involved in ubiquitin-dependent protein catabolic process via the multivesicular body sorting pathway. Gene Ontology annotation, molecular function: protein-containing complex binding. The record is from RefSeq and is a predicted model, not a curated record. Gene Ontology annotation, cellular component: ESCRT I complex. NCBI's taxonomy places the organism in Eukaryota, Fungi, Ascomycota, Pichiomycetes, Serinales, Debaryomycetaceae. The transcript has a single exon.